CAUGAACUCAACUGCAAUUUUCGGAUGCAGUCGCAAAAUAUUUUCUCUACCCCCACAACACCGUAGACUAUCGACUGUAACAUUCAAGGUCGAUUCCAAGGCCUUUUCAAAGACCUUGAAUUUGCCAAAGACUUGCUUUCCUCUAUGGGCCGAACGCGAAAAGAGCGAAAUCGCCCUACGUUCAAGGAUUUGCGAGGAUUUAUAUAGGGCACAGGCACGUCGAAGGGGUGGCCGUGACUUCGUUUUGCAUGAUGGUCCUCCGUAUGCCAAUGGCAAUCUGCAUGUCGGCCAUUCCAUGAAUAAAAUCCUCAAGGAUAUAAUCAACCGAUUCCAUGUUAUUUCUGGAGACCGGGUCCAAUAUAUCCCUGGGUGGGAUUGUCAUGGCCUACCUAUCGAAAACAAGGCAUUAAAGGACCUCGGAUCGGAUUCAAGGUCGCUUUCCCCAUCUGACGUUCGUUCAGCUGCCCGGAAAACUGCCCUGCGCGAGAUUGAGACACAGAAAGAGGAAUUUCGACAGUUUGGGAUAAUGGCUGACUGGAGUAAAGAAACCACAUAUCGUACUCUGGACCAUGAAUACGAAAUGCGGCAGCUAGCGAUAUUCCAAAGGAUGGUCGAAAACGGUUUAAUUUACAGACACUAUCGACCAGUUCAUUUCUCUCCCUCUUCUCGGUCGGCGUUAGCGGAAGCAGAAUUGGUAUACAAGGAUGAUCACAUUUCCCACUCUGUCUAUGUUACCUUCAAUUUGGAUGUAGCACAGUCGGGCGAAAGAUAUGCAAAGUAUGGUCGCGAUAUCAAGUUCUUGGUCUGGACCACGACUCCUUGGACCCUGACCGCAAACAUGGGAAUUGCUGUGAAUCCGGAACUGGCUUAUACCUUUGUCGAACGCGAGGAUGACAAGGAUGGUCCUCUUUUCCUUAUCGCCACUGGUCGGCUGGGAGACAUCCCUACGGAGCCCGUCUUCUCUGCCCUAGGGAAUAUUCGCUAUGUCGGCAGCAUCGAAGGUUCUGACCUCGUUGGGGCAUACUACAAACCAAUCUUCUCUCAUGGAAACUGUAUGAGAAUCAUUAGGGCUUCGCACGUCACGGCCGAAUCUGGUACCGGUUUGGUACACUGCGCUGCUGCCCACGGUGUGGAGGACUACAACACCUUCCGGGACCAAGGACUACUGUCUGGCACUGAAUCGAUUUUAUGCCAUGUUGGUUCUGAGGGAGAGUUCACAGCAAAUGUUGCUGAUGUCGUUGGUGAAGCGGCUGCUCAAACUCUGGUCGGAAAACCCGUACUCGGAGAUGGAUCGCGUGCGGUAGUGACUCUACUGAAGGAGACCAAUAGUUUGGUCAAAAUAGAGCGGUUCAAGCAUAAGUACCCUUAUGACUGGAGAACGGACAAACCGAUUAUCGUCACUGCGACUUCCCAGUGGUUUGCUAAUUUAGAUAAGAUCAAGGAUGAUGCCCUGAAUGCUCUCGAACAUGUAGAAAUGUUCCCUUCUUCAUCUCGUCUACAAUCAUUCAUACGCUCACGUUCAGAAUGGUGCAUAUCCCGCCAACGGGUGUGGGGCGUACCGAUACCCGCUUUGUACCAUAUUCCUACGGACCGCGCAGUCCUGGACGCGGCUUCCCUUUCCCAUAUCCUCCCCAUCCUCCAAGAGAAAGGCGUUGAAUACUGGUGGAACGGACCUGUUGAGGAAUUCAUCCCUCCGGCCCUUCGGCAGACAGGAGAAGGUGAAGAAGCGAAUGUGUGGCGCAAAGGAACCGACACGAUGGAUGUGUGGUUUGAUAGUGGGUCUUCGUGGUCUAUGUUGGAACAGCGUGAAGAUGAACAGGGGGAGAAGUAUCGAGCGGACGUCUGUGUUGAGGGCUCGGACCAGCACCGGGGGUGGUUCCAGAGUCAGUUGCUUACGGCUGUGGGGUCCAGGUCGUCCUCUAUCCCAUACAAGGUUCUCGUUACACAUGGAAUGGUCUUGGACCAGAAAGGAAAAAAGAUGAGCAAGUCCCUGGGUAAUGUUAUAAGCCCCAUAACGGUAGUCGCUGGUGGUAAGGACAAGAAGAAAGAACCUGCGUAUGGUGCCGAUCUCUUGAGGUUGUGUAUUGCUUCGGUGGAGUAUUGGAAUGAUGUACCUCUUGGAACAAAUAUUCUCAACCAGACUGCAGAGUCACUGAGAAAGAUUCGGAACACGGCGCGUUUCCUACUUGGAAAUAUUGGAGAUAUCUAUGAGCAAGACAAUGAGGACGCGUGGGAAGAUCUUAAGGAACAUAUGGAUUUGGCUGACCGGUACAUGAUUAACGAACUGCAGAAAUGCGAGGCGGGAUGUGCAACGGCGUAUGCUGCACACAAUUUCCCCAAAGUUGUCAAGACACUCCAGAACCUCUGCAACAUAACCCUGUCGUCCUUCUACUUUGAUAUAAACAAAGACAAUCUCUAUGCGAAUCCUUUGAAUGGGUACGAACGGCGCGCUACUGCUUUCGUGUUAAAAGAAAUACUAGCAACUAUUGUUCGCAUCAUGGCCCCCAUUUUACCCCAUUUAGCUCAAGAAAUACACGAUUCAAUGUACUACAAGAGCAAAGGGUCGGUUUUCUUAGAGCAGCCGUGGAAUUGGCGGGAUGGCGGCUUCGCAAUCAAAGGCUACACAGAAGACGAUGUGAAAGCAGUGAACAAAGACUCGGACGACAUGAUCAUGUUGAUGCAAGAAGUGCGCCCUGUUGUUACGUCUCUGCUAGAACAAGCUCGAGAGCAAAAACAAAUCAGAAGCUCUUUGGAAGCUGAGGCGGAUAUUAUCCUCCCAGAACCUCCUGAUGUUGCUUCAAACACCCUUUCAGAUGGGCAAGAGGAAGCUAUACCACUCGAGGACAACGGAAAAACACGGAUUGCCCAGUUUUUCCGAGAUCAUGAGGAUUUCAUGGCGAAGCACUUCAUCGUGUCAAGGGUCACAGUAAUGGACGAAGGGUCGCUGGGAACGACGUCGCCGGAGUGGAUCUAUAUUCGUAGCUUGAGUAUAUUGGGAGAUCAGUUCUCGAAGCCUGCCACAUCUGCUGAGGAUUCCUAUGACGUCGCUAUCCGGAUUCGCCCUGCUACGAGGGAGAAAUGUCCUCGGUGUUGGACUUUCACCAAGGAAGCUGAGGAUGUUCUAUGCCAGCGAUGUGCAGAUGUUACGCAGGAUAUGGAUUAGUAAAUUUACUUUGAUGCCGAAGGGAUUUUGCUUGUACGGUAGAAGCCCGAAAAUGAUAUAUCUAUCUUAUUCG
This is a messenger RNA of Guyanagaster necrorhizus, 3236 nucleotides long. RefSeq names its product isoleucyl-tRNA synthetase. The transcript has 17 exons. Gene Ontology annotation, cellular component: mitochondrion. NCBI's taxonomy places the organism in Eukaryota, Fungi, Basidiomycota, Agaricomycetes, Agaricales, Physalacriaceae. The annotation marks the transcript as partial. Gene Ontology annotation, molecular function: tRNA binding; ATP binding; isoleucine-tRNA ligase activity. The record is from RefSeq and is a predicted model, not a curated record. Gene Ontology annotation, biological process: isoleucyl-tRNA aminoacylation; mitochondrial translation.